AUGGCUGACAGUUCGAAACAAAGUUUUCUCAACAGUCUCUUCCAAUGGACUGUGAAGAACACCGCUGAGGAAGAAGCGGCGGCAGCAGCAGCAGCAGCGACAACGACCGAUGUAGAACCGAUGACUGCCGAGAAGCGAGAGUGGUUAAACAAUGCAUUGGAAAACAUGACGGUGAAUCCGGUUGAGCGGCUGAAAUUAUGCAUCAGUAAAAUCAAAGAUGCUGAAGUCAACGAAGCGCAAAAGAAGGAAUUUCUUGAUGAACUUUGUCAUUGGACAGAAGAACUUGAUUUAGCAAAAGAUUUUUUCACUAUCGGUGGUUUAGAUAUUCUCGCGCCAUUGUUGGAUCAUUCCGAUGAUCAAAUUCGUAUUCAGACAUGUUCAUUGAUCGCGACUUUAGUUCAGAAUAAUGAUCACUGUCAGCGAAUUAUUGUGCAAUCAGGUUUACAACAAAAACUAUUGAAGAUUGUCGAGGAAUCGAACAAUGCCGACUUGAAAACCAAAGCUGUGACCGCAAUAUCAGCAUUAGUUCGAGGCUAUACACUUGGUCAACUUCAGUUACAAAAGUAUCAAGGUGCAAAAGUAUUAAUCAAAGCAUUAUCAUCUCCCAUUCCACGUUUACAAAAUAAAUUAUGCUUCCUUAUUAAUACGAUUUGCACUUCCAGUGCGCAAAUGAAAAAAAUUUUCUAUGAGAAUGGCGCAUUGGAAGAAUUGAUACGUUUGUUCAACAACGAAGCAUGUCCAGAUCAUCAACAUGUCCUCGAGACAAUUCUUACCUUAUCCAGUGCUAAACCAAAUGCACUAUUUUCCCUUGCUGAACGCGAUUCAGCGCUAGUCGAACAAUUUCAACAGAAACUCAAUGAACGCCGACAAGUUCUUCAAAAUUCUGAAGAAGAAGAUGAAAUCAAUCUAAUCAACCAAAUUCGAGUUCUACUAACUUCAUCUGCACCCGAACCUACUGCCAAUCCAAGUGAACAAUUACUCCCAAUAUCUUGA
Adineta ricciae is the source of this 993-nucleotide messenger RNA. The record is from the annotation of a GenBank genome assembly. NCBI's taxonomy places the organism in Eukaryota, Metazoa, Rotifera, Eurotatoria, Adinetida, Adinetidae.